Molecule: messenger RNA, 494 nt
Organism: Dermochelys coriacea (leatherback sea turtle)
Lineage: Eukaryota; Metazoa; Chordata; Testudines; Dermochelyidae
Gene: DPM3
Product: dolichyl-phosphate mannosyltransferase subunit 3, regulatory
Exons: 2
Coding region: 133-411 (92 amino acids)
Biological process (GO): GPI anchor biosynthetic process
Cellular component (GO): dolichol-phosphate-mannose synthase complex; endoplasmic reticulum membrane
Source: RefSeq, a predicted model, not a curated record
AAGGCCGCGGGCCGCGCACGCCGCCUGCGGGCCACGGCGCCUGCGAAUGACGUCAGCUCCGCGACGGGAGAAGCCGCUGGCUGCAGAGCGGGGAGGCCGCCCGUCCUGCGCCGAGACCCGGCCACGCCCACCAUGACCAAGCUGGUGCAGUGGAUGUGCGGACUGGCCCUGCUGGGCACUGCCUGGGCCACCCUGGCCUUGGACCCCCUGGGCCUCCAUCUCCCUCUGCCCUGGCAGCAGGUGCUCUGGCCAUUCCCCAUGUACCUGCUGGUGGCGUUCGGCUGCUACUCCCUGGCAACCAUUGGCUACCGCCUGGCUACAUUCAAUGACUGCAAGGCUGCGGCGAAGGAGCUCCAGGAGCAGAUCAGAGAGGCCCGAGCGGACCUGAGCCGGCGAGGGCUGAAAUUCUGACCCGCGGGGUCGGGAGGCUGCACCCCAGGGAGCUGGGCUGCUCACCUCACUUGGAUUAGCACAAUAAAGAAUCGGUGUAUGUA